GCAUUAUCCAGCUGGGAGAGGCCGCAGGAGCAGCGCUGGGAGGAGGGAGGAGGGCCGAAGCCGAGUGCCGCUGUCUGUCUCGCUCCCAAACCUCUCACUAGAGCAGAGACUCACCGGCUGACCCAGUCAUGGGCGCAGAGGACCGAAUGCAUGGACUUACACUGGAUUAAUCAACUCUACCUAUUUAUUUAUUUGCGUAUUUAUGGUUUUUCUACUAUUUUGAGCCCUGAAUGCGGACGUGGAGCACUAUGCACUCCAGAGUGAAGUCGCGGAGCUGCGACAAUUACCUGAGUAUAAAGGACUCUGAGUCGUUGGACCGCUGCAUUCAGAGCGUGUUAUCGUCUCUGUAUCCUCCGUUCAACGCGUCGGCAGCCACUGUCCUAUGGCAGCUCUUCAGCGUAGUGGAGAGACAAUACCGCGGUGACGGCCUGCGAUGCUUCAUUGACUUCCUGCUGCCUGCUAAAAGAAUCCUGCAGAUAAUAAAACAGGAGGCCUGUCUGCGAUUCAAAGGCCUGUUGUUGUACCACGAGGGAUGGCCACUGUGUUUGCAUGAGAAAGUGGUUCUGCAACUCGCACCCCUGCAUAAAGUACGUCUACGGCAGGGAGAUUUCUACCUGCAGGUGGUUCCCUUAGGCCGCAAGACUGCCAAACUGGUCAUAAAAUGCCUGUCAGGGAGCGGGCAAGCCAUCGCAGAGAUCCCUGUGGCCGAGAGCAUGUACGGCAACGUGUUCACACCCGACUUCCUGCAGAAUGUAACGCGUGAGCGCAACCUGCACCCUCUCCAGAACUGCCUCCUCAGUACCGGCGCCGUGGUUUACCGAACGCCCUGGAAGAACGUGGUCAAUCCUUUGUUCGUGACCAGCACCGCCGACGCGAUCAUGCAGGCACGGAGCGGCGGGACCCUGCGGGGUCAGCUCAGCACCUGUAGCACCCACGGAUCCACAGGAACGCUCAGUUCCCGAGACUCCCUGGGUGCUGAGUCCACCGUGUCGGAGCCAGUCCUCAGUCGCAGCCUUACAGAUAUGGGCAUCAGCUCCAUGCACUCGGAGAAUUCACCCUUGCAAAAGAGUCCCAACUCCCUUCCCCAGACGCCCACCUUGGGCAGCCCGGAUCAGGGAUGUAUUCGAGGCGGAAUCGGCCACAAAAUCCUCUCGUUCAGCACUGACCUUAGCAAUCCUGGGCUUCGCAAGCGGCAUCCCAGAGACUCUGCAACUUUCGAGUCACGCCGGCUUUUCCGCAAGUCCUACAUGGAGGCUUUGCAGAACCCCAUGAACCUUGGCUCGAGCUCUGAAUCAAUUCUAGAGGAAGGGACGGAGUCGGAGUCAGGAUCGCGUCGCGGAUCCGGCCCGAAGGAGCCGAUCCCACGGAGAAUCUGUGCCCGUGGAUGGUUGGGAGGAGAUGAAUCUCGCAACGAUUCUCCCGCCGUCCAUCCAUCCAAGAGUGCCGAGCUCAGUCCGGGCGAGAGACGCUCCAAAUCUCUUGAACGUACUAACAAGGCCUUGCAGGUUAAAGGCCACCGUGCACGGUCGUCCUCCGGUGGAUCCGGUAGCGGCCUUCCCAAGAAACUUAUGAACGGUUAUGCUUUUCGUUUUGGAAAGUUGGACUUGGAAGCAGCCUUUCCUGGCAUUGAGAAACGGAGCAGCAAAGAGAACUCAGGUCUCUCUGAUGACGGUUUGCACUCGAGCCCCAGGAGGAACAGUAACAGUGGAGACGAGUUUGUUCCUCCCAAACCCUCCAGCAGAACCGCGGUCUCUCCUGCCCCGUCCGCGGCGCCCCCUGCUGUCAGUCCCGCACCGCUGCCCUCGCUCAUCACACACGUCAACCAGGAGCUCCUGACCUCUGGCGCUCUGACGCUUCCUGGUAAUCAAGACCGCGGUGGGAGAGCCGUGCUGCAGGUGUGCACCAGGAACCAGGUGUGGACAGACGCGGGUUUCACCACAAACCAGAUCUCUGAGCUGCUCUGCUACUACUGCCACAGACUGCGGAGGGAGAAGCGAGAUCUGGGUUUGACGGUUCUCUUUGACGCUCGCAGGCAGCCGGUCGCGUCCACGCUCUUCUCCGCUCUGUCUGAGUUUCAGACUCUCGUACCCAAUGCACUUUACUCGGUUUUGAUUCUGGUGGACAGAGAUGCUGCAGUGAAAGUGGAGCGAGACGUCUCGGUUCCUUGUGAAAUCCUGACAUCUCUGAAAGCUCUACAGAAGCACAUCGACUCGUCGCAGCUCACCAGAGACUUUGACGGCACCUUCCCAUACGACCACAGCCACUACAUACACUUCAGACAGAAAAUCGAACCGUUUGCUGCGAGCUGCAGCGCUGCCAUCAGUUCCCUUCAGAGCUCCAUCGAGACGCUAAACAACAUCGGCAAUCUGGAAACAUCUGAGGAGGUGUCAGAGGUCAUCAGCCAACAAAAGAGUCUCAUGAAGAGCAUUCUGGACGACACCAAACUCAACCGCCUGCGGCUGGAGGGCGGCACCUUUCUGGCCCGCAUCAGGAAAGAGGAGAUGUGUGAAAACGAGAACUACAGGGCCGCUGUGGAUCUGGUCAGCGCACUGUAUAACCAGGUGGAUGAAGAAGUUCAUAAACUGGUUAUUUUGUCUAAUAAAUCACUGCAGCAGCUGGAGACGCUCCUGGAGCUGCGCGUCUUACAGGAGAGACACCAGGAGGUUAAAAGGUGGUUUUAUGUGGAAAGUGAGAAGCAUUUGGCUCCUCUGGACUCCUACAGUCUUUCUCUGAGCUCCAUUCGGGACAUGAGACAGAGUUUGGCCCAGUUCAUGGACGAGUCCACUGAGCAGCAGAAGAAAGCCGCAGCGUUACUGAGAGAGUCUAAAUCCGGUCCAGCCCUUCUGGAGGUCAAAGAGCACAUCAGCUCCGUCCUGCAGCGCAGUGAAACACGCAAGAACGAGCUGGACGUCCUGCUCAACCUCUACGAGUUCUACGAAUCGGCGAACCAGUGGAUGGUCCACUGUCAGGAGUAUUUCCAUCAGCUGAGGCUGGACGGUAACGCGGUCAGUUUGACGCCGGCCGUGCUGCAGGUCCUGGAGGAUUAUCACAGCGAGGCCACAAAGUUCUCUCUGGAAAACUUCAGCUCGCUCAAUCAGAUGGUGCUGAAGCUGAACAGCGAGCGGGAGCUGCAGCAGUGGAACAGCGUGUGGCAGCAGUGCCAGCAAACCAAGCAGCAGCUGGAGGAAAUGCUGGCCGAAGCCUCUGCCGCUAAUACUGCCGCCCCACCGACCGCUGGAGACUCCGCUUCCGAGCCCGUAUCCAACCCUGUGGAGACACAGAACGGCGUGGACUCGUCUGGUGUUGCGGCUCUGAGCUCUUCUUCACCGUCAUGUUUUGAAUAUGAAGAUGAAAAGCCCCAUUCAGCAGGUCCAUUUUCCAGAAGCCAGUUCCCGUUCCCCUUUCCCCCGGACGGCGGGCAGCUCUCUCUGUCUGCGUUUGACGACACCGACAGCGACUGCACCGUCGACUCGUCCGCCUCGUGCCACUCCGAACCCCUGCAUUCGCCCGCGACGCGACACCGCAAGCAGCCGCUCAAGAAGAUCAUGAAGAAGACGUUGAGCUACGAGCUGCCGGUACGGGACAAAGCUCACGUGGACGCGGCUCAUCGCGGCUACACCGGCAUCUACAUCAGAGGACUGGAGGUCACCAAUAACGUCUGCGUGGAGAAGAAGCUCCAGCGGCCCGACGUCAAGAGCCCGGUGCUCGGUCGCAGCCGCAGCAUGUCGUCCCCGUCACGCGUUCAGUGCAGACACAGCGACGGAGACGUCAAGAGACACAGCGGUAAAAUCCAGCACAUCAUGGACGAGAUGAUCUCCACCGAGAGAGAGUACGUGAGAUCCCUUAGUUACAUCAUCCAGCACUACUUCCCUGAGAUGGAGCGGCUCGACCUUCCUCAGGAUCUCAGAGGGAAGCGCAGCAUCAUUUUUGGGAAUCUGGAGAAGCUGUGCGACUUUCACAGCCAGUAUUUCCUGACCGAUCUGGAGAGCUGCGCUCAUUCACCGCUGUCCAUCAGCAGCUGCUUCCUCAAACACGAGGAACAGUUCGGGAUGUACGCCCUGUACAGCAAAAACAAGCCCCGCUCCGACGCCCUGCUGACGAGCCACGGAAACAGUUUUUUCAAGAACAAGCAGGUGGAGCUGGGCGAUAAGAUGGACCUGGCGUCGUACCUGCUGAAGCCCAUACAGAGGAUGAGUAAAUACGCUCUCCUCCUCAAGGAUCUGAUCAAGGAGUGCAGUCAGUCUCAGGAGCAGGAGCUCACUGACCUCAGAACAGCUGAGGAGAUGGUCAAGUUCCAGCUGCGCCACGGAAACGACCUGCUGGCCAUGGACGCGAUUCGUGGGUGUGAUGUCAAUCUGAAGGAGCAGGGUCAGCUUCGCUGUCAGGACGAGUUCAUCGUUUGGUGCGGACGCAAAAAAUACCUGCGUCACGUUUUCCUGUUUGAGGAUCUCAUCCUCUUCAGCAAGACCAAGAAGAUCGAAGGAGGAUACGACAUUUACAUCUACAAACAAUCCUUCAAGACGGCUGAGAUCGGGAUGACGGAGAAUGUGGGCGACAGCGGCUUGCGCUUUGAGAUCUGGUUUCGCCGGAGAAAAUCGCAGGACACCUUCAUCCUGCAGGCCAGUUCUGGAGAGGUGAAGAACGCCUGGACCGCCAUCAUCGGCAAGAUCCUGUGGAGACAAGCCUUACGAAACAGAGAGCUGCGGAUGCAGGAGAUGGUUUCAAUGGGAAUUGGAAACAAGCCGUUCAUGGAUAUCAAACCCAGCGACUCUGCCAUCAGCGAUCGAGCCGUCGACUACAUUAUGAAAGGGUCAGAGUCGCGGAUGCGGGCGUCCAUAGCGGUGUCCUCGUUCGACCACUCCACGCCGUUUAAGAGACCGCACUCCACCAUCUCCAACAGCAGCUCCUCAUCCUCCAGCAGCCAGUCGUCGUCCUCUCUUUUGGGCUCUCUGAACCUGCACCUCUACCCGUCCCACCCGUCUCACCCGCUGCCCGGUUGCCCGUCUCUGAGUCACUGGCCGUACGACUGCAUCGAGGAGGACGAGCUGGAACACGACUCCACCAUCCAGUCCUCCAUGAUGAGUGACGGCGCCGACAGCUCGUCUCAGUGCACCUCCAGUGACGGCGUGAGCGUCCAGCAUCAUCCCGCAUUAGUGAUGGAGAGCUACACCAGCGACGGAGGCUCGUAUGUGUCCACACCGUCCCCGUCUCCACCCAAAGUCACGUCCUCCAUCCUCUACCACAAAGAGCAGGAGCUGCAGGAUCAGAGCAGCAAGUUCAUCACAGCGAGCAAGACUUCAGGUCUGUUAGGCCUCUCGACUCUGGUCUGAAUCAAACGCUUCAGAUCACUGUGAAUGUGUAGAGACGGAGUGACGGGACAGCAGCGUUUGGACUGUGAACGCUGGACAGACGGAGAUCAAAUGCACUGAGACUUUUUCAUUUGACAGACUGAUAAUCGUCCAGAGCCGCUGAUCAAUGUGAAUUCUGACUGCAGUGCAAAAUAAAAGUCCUCGGCAGUGCUGGUACGUUACAGGACCGAGAUCAGCGACGUACAUGACUGCAGCUUUCGGUUUUUCUUUUUUACUUUCAUUGUGAGACUGCAGACACUUCACCACUCCACAUCUCACUCAGUAUUCAGGAUUGUAUAAAUAGUUGAAUGAUUUGAGUUCUGGCACUACUAAUAAAAUCCAGACUGGAUUAUUGAAAUUGUUAUUAAGGAUUGAGUCCAAUUUUUUACUAUGAAAAUAAAAAUAAAACAGUAAAUAAAAUCAAAUUGAAUUUUGUAAUUUAUUAAAAUGGUUCCCGACUCAAAUGCAUAAGUAACUUACAGAAAUAACGCUUUUUGAAUUACAUUAAUUCAAUAUAUAAAUGUGAAAAUAUGUACAGUGAAGAAAUAUCCAGCUUUACACCUAAUAAAAUACAAUAAACAAAU
Messenger RNA from Labeo rohita (rohu), 5932 nucleotides. RefSeq lists its product as uncharacterized. Bases 231 to 5330 code for a protein of 1699 amino acids. The transcript is spliced from 25 exons. Gene Ontology annotation, molecular function: guanyl-nucleotide exchange factor activity. NCBI's taxonomy places the organism in Eukaryota, Metazoa, Chordata, Actinopteri, Cypriniformes, Cyprinidae. The record is from RefSeq and is a predicted model, not a curated record.